Molecule: messenger RNA, 585 nt
Organism: Mesorhabditis belari
Lineage: Eukaryota; Metazoa; Nematoda; Chromadorea; Rhabditida; Rhabditidae
Source: the annotation of a GenBank genome assembly
AUGUACCUUCUAUUCGCCGUUCUCUUGUCUCACGUCUUGCCAGCGAUUCUCUCGCUUCCCAUCUGUACCAAAUGUCCCACUGGUGGGAUUUGGUCCCGUUGGAGAGACACUACGGAUUGCACAAAGAGCUGUGGAUUGAAUGCCAAAGCCACUGCCACUACCCCAGCUAAUCCAUGCGCCCGUUGCACACUUGCUGAACUUCUUGCUUUAGGAAAACCAAACUCAGCCAUUUUCACACCAGUUUUCGGUUAUGAUUCUGUCACUGGCUGCGCUCAAGUGAGCGGGAAUUGCAGUGGAGAGGCACUUAAUGACUAUUUAGCAAUUGGCGCCCACGCAGCGGCUGGACCACCGGGUCCAUUCGGCUAUGUCUGUGGUUGUGGAUCGGUAAAUACCAAGCCAGAAGCUCCUUUUGUCUGCUCGCCUGAUGGAAAAUGGCAAUAUGGCGGGCAAACAAUUGGCGAUUGGUACUGCUAUGUCUAUUACGAUUGUUUGCAACAAAUUGCGUGGUACGCUGGCACCAUACUUGAUGCAUGCCCCACAGCCACACCGUCCACUACAACGCCAGCGCCAUUAAUCCCCGCUCCU